AGAGAGAGAAAUUAGGGUUAGAAACACAAACGACUACGAAGAAUAGAAUAAGGGGGGGAUUUGAGUGUAUGCGUGUGUAUAUGUAUAAAUUAAAUGUAGUUGAGUAGUGAAAAUGAAAGCAUUGCCGCGAAAUUCGGGAAAGCAAGAAGAAAAAGCGUUGUUUUUGCUCAAGAAAAAGAAGAAACAACAGCAGAUGAUUCAAUUUCAUAUGGAGAUGCGAGCCCUAAACUCUUCCUCCAUUAGAAAGGGAACCUUCUCCGUACUCUAUCUGUUCCUGCUUUUCAUCCUCGUCCUCUGUGUUCUUUGAACUCUUCUUAUACGCCCCCUUACUCGUUAAUCAUUUGAUUUGAUAUUUGCUUUGCCAGUUGUGACUUGGAGACCUCUUAUUAUUGGAGGAAAUUGAGGUUUUCUGUGAGUUCUUUUGUUGGUUUCACUGUGGGGGUUUGUUACUUUUUCUUCUGACCCUCGUUGAUCAAAAGUUCAUAACCCUUCCUGAGUAUUUUAUUUUUUUGGUUUAACCAAGGGAUUCGAGUUAUCUUCCUUUUUGGUGAUUAAGCUCUGGAUCUCGUGUGUUUGAUGUUCCAAUUGAUUUUGGAAACUUCUAAUCUUGAUGAUUCUGGGAUUGGCUAGCUGGGGUUAUCUUUUGUGGGGUUUUAUAUAUAGAUAUUGAAGAAAGGAAGAAAAAGAAAUACUCGUUUGUUCUUUGUUGUUAUUGUCUUCGUCUUGAAUCUUUCAGGAGUUGUGUAUGUGUCAUUAUAGUAACAGGAUCUGUGUAAAUACAUUCCUUAUUUGAGAUGUUUUCUGAUUUCAAGGAGACCUUUUUGUUCCUUUCUUGAAUCUUUCCAUUUACAAAAGAAAAAAAAAACAUCAAUCUUCAUCUUAUAACUUCAUAGGCUUCUUAAACAGUCUAAAAAGUUAAAAAAAAAAACCCAAGUUGUUUUUUUAGUUUUUGGGUUUUAAGGUUUUCUCUUUGAUAGUUUUAUUGACUUAGGAUAGAAGAAGAAUUGGGAUAUGAUCUUUAUUGGGGGUGGAUUUGAUAUUUGAUGGGAGUACCUGAUAACACACUACUAGAUUUGAUUGAAAAGGUUAGAUCUUGGAUUUAUUGGGGAAGAAGUGAUCUAACUUCUAUGUCUGUUGAAGUCAAAAUGGCUGAUGGUGUUUCUGCUAUGUGUUGCCAAUGCGAAAUGAGUGUCUCCGAGUCUUGCCUCGGUUACCACUGCCGAAGAUGUAGCCGAUUGUUUUGCGAAAGUUGUGUGCAGGGAUAUGGUUCUUUUGUUGUUGUUGAAUCCAAAAGUGGCACACAAGCUGGGCUCAACAUCCGAUCUUGCAAAUUUUGUGCUGAUUUUGAUGUUAAACAAAAAUUUGGGGGAAAGUUUAGUCAUAAGAUACAUCCUUCUGAUUCACCUCGACAAAGCCCGGAACCACCUUCACCAAAUUAUGUCCAUGAAAGAUUUGAUGGUUCCUCUCUUCAAGCAGUAUCCGUUCGCCGCUCCCUGAGCAGUUUUUCUGGUGACUGUAGGAGUGAUGAAGACGAGGCAGAGGAUUCUUCAAAAAACAUCUUCAGCCCGUAUAGUCGUGAUACCUCAGAUGUAGAUUCCAGUAGUGUGAAUACCCGACAUGAAUUUUACAGUUUCAUGUCUGUUGGUUCAAGUCCUUCGGACAGCCCCUCUAGGAGUCACUUUACUUCCAGUAGACGUAGACAUUCUGUACAGCUCGAAGAUCAGGGAACUCCUAGGUCGCUAAAUGAUGGUUGCUUUGACCAAGAACCUGUGGCUGUUUUAAAAAGCCACCAACAUGGGACCGAGGAACCUGAUAAUACCACUAAUGAUGAUUUGUCAAUAUUUAGGGACCAAUACGAGACUUCACACAAGCCAUUAGAUCUUGAAAAGAAUGGUCUUAUUUGGUUUCCUCUGCCACCAGAUGAUGAAGAAACCAGUUUCUUUUCAUAUGCCGAUGAUGACGAUGAUGAUGAAAUGGGAGCAACGAGUGCUGUUUUCUCGUCUAGUGAUCCACUUAUGAGCCUUCUUCCUGAAAAUGGCAAAAACAUGGAACACAAGAAGCCAUUGGAAAAUGUAGUUCAGGGUCAUUUUAGAGCUCUCGUGUCGCAGUUAUUACAAUCGGAGUUCACAGCAGCAGAUGAGUGGCUUGACAUAAUAACAUCGUUAGCAUGGCAAGCAGCAAACUAUGUGAAACCAGAUACCAGCAGAGGCGGCAGCAUGGACCCUGGUGAUUAUGUAAAGAUUAAAUGUAUAGCAUCAGGAAGUCCUAAUGAAAGCACAUUUGUUAAAGGUGUAGUUUGUACAAAAAAUAUAAAGCAUAAACGCAUGACUUCACAGUACAAGAACCCUCGGUUGCUUAUUUUAGGAGGAGCACUCGAGUAUCAGAGGUCUCACAAUCAGCUUGCUUCUAUUGAGGCCCUACUACAGCAGGAAAUGGAUCAUCUGAAGACGAUUGUUUCAAGAAUAGAGGCCCGUCGUCCGAAUGUGUUACUGGUAGAAAAGAGUGUAUCUUCAUAUGCACAAGAGUAUCUUUUGGCCAAGGAGAUCUCAUUGGUUUCGAAUGUCAAACGGUCUUUAUUGGAGCGUAUAGCAAGGUGCACCGGCACUCCGAUAACUCCAUCUGUCGAUAAGAUCUCUACCACAAGACUAGGCCAAUGUGAGCUAUUCCGUUUGGAAAAGUUCUCUGAAGUGCAUGAAGCUGCCAAUCUGUCCACCAAGAAGCCAUCCAAGACCUUGAUGUUUUUCGAUGGUUGCCCCAGGCGGUUGGGUUGCACGGUCUUGCUAAAAGGUUCGUGUCGCGAAGAAUUGAAGAAAGUCAAACAUGUUGUUCAGUAUGCUGUGUUUGCCGCUUAUCAUUUGUCCCUGGAAACUUCUUUCCUGGCCGAUGAGGGUGCUAGUUUACCUAAAACAACGGUAAAGCCCAACAUAGCAGUGCCCGAAAGGUCGAAUGCUGAUAAUGCUAUAUCCGCUAUUUCUAGUUCUACAGUUCUCUCGCCAUCAGAAGUUGCCAACUCCCCGAGAUUCGAGGGACAUGAUUUAGUUGUUGACCAUCAAAACUCCGAUCUGAUGACGGAUGGAGGUGUCCAUACGGUCUCUGAUCCAUUAGAUGGUGGCGGAGCUUUAGAGUGCUCAAGACUUAACGUGGAAGAAAUCAUAUCAAUUGAAUCAACGGAGCUGGAAAAGGUUGAAAGACUUGAAGUGAUCGAUGGUUCAAAUGAAUACUAUUCAGCAACCGAUAACAAUCAGAGCAUAUUAGUAUCAUUUUCUAGCCGCUGUGUAUUGAAUGGUACCGUAUGUGAACGAUCGAGACUCUUGCGUAUAAAAUUCUAUGGCUGCUUCGAUAAGCCACUUGGAAGGUACCUCCAAGAUGAUCUUUUUGAUCAGGGAUGGGUUGUUAUGCAGGCAUCAUUGUGUCGAUCGUGUAACGAAGCAGCUGAAGCCCAUGUCAUAUGCUAUACACACCAGCAGGGAAACCUAACGAUCAAUGUUAGACGACUUCCAUCUCUGAAGCUACCUGGGGAGAAAGACGGAAAGAUAUGGAUGUGGCAUCGGUGUCUCAGAUGUGCCCAUGUAGAUGGGGUGCCACCAGCAACUCACAGAGUGGUCAUGUCUGAGGCUGCCUGGGGGCUUUCUUUUGGGAAGUUUUUGGAACUUAGUUUUUCAAACCAUGCAACGGCUAACCGCAUUGCUGGCUGUGGUCAUUCUCUGCAAAGAGACUGCCUACGUUUCUAUGGUUUGGGCAGUAUGGUUGUAUUUUUCCGCUACUCUCCAAUCGAUAUUCUUUCUGUCCGUUUGCCGCCAUCUGUACUACAGUUUAGUGGCCAUGCUCAACAGGAUUGGUUAAAGAAGGACGUAUCAGAGCUUUUGAGCAAGACAGAAGGCUUGUAUGAUGAGAUAUUAGAUGUAUUACAUCGGACCGAACAGAAGAGCAUCUCUGAUGGUGACGGGAUUUUAGAUUCCGGCGAGUUAAGUAAGCAUGUGAAGGAGUUAAAAGAGAUGCUAAUUAAAGAAAGAAAUGUUUAUACCGAUCUUCUUCAACCUUGCGGCGAAGAGUCUGUUGAGGAUCAUAGGGACGAAAUAGACGUAUUUGAACUUAACCGUUUGAGACAUUCUCUCAUGAUCGGUUUGCAUGUUUGGGAUCGGAGGGUAUCGUCCCUGAAUUCUAUAUAUAAUUCCAAACCAACAUAUGAUGCUGGAUCAAAAGUGGAGGUCAAACACCGGAGAUGUUUUUCGACUUUUGAACAUACUGUUGAUCAUGGUCGUGCAGCCGAUGAUUCAGAACCGAAUCAAAUUGAGGAAACGGAUGGAUCCCCUCGUGAUUUUGAGGAAUCUGAAUCAAUCUCGUCUGAUCAAUUCGAAGAAGGGCACAUUUCUGCCGCAUCGUUUCUAUCCGACAAGAUCGAUUCCGCAUGGGCGGGACCGUUGAGAGUUGCGUCCCAUAAUUCACCGACAGACGGGCACGAAUCGUCUUUGUCGAGACAAAGAAAUCAAUCCCAUAAUCCACAUUUUCGAAGGCUGACUUCCACGCCUGCUAGGGUUUAUUCCUUCGAUUCCGCCAUCACCCUUCAAGAAAGAUUCACGAAAGAACUGCCUUUCUUGACUCUUCGAUCCUUUCAGGAUCCCAAUUGCAACAUACACCGGAGUUACUCUCAAAAUUUUCCCAGUGAAGAUCCGAAGUCGGAAUUCUUAAGGGGGACGAAACCGUUGUUCAUUUCCGCAACAUCUUUUCUCCCUGAAGGUGCUCGAUUGAUGCUUCCUUACGGUGGUCAAAACGCAGUGAUUGCUGUUUAUGACAACGAGCCCACGAGCAUAAUAUCGUACGCCCUUGCUUCUAAGGAGUACGAAGAAUGGUUUGCCGAUAAACCUCAUCUCAAUAGAAAUCAUUCCGUGGCUUCAAAGCUUUCAGCUUGGCAAUCUUUUGGCUCUGUCGAUCUCGAUUACAUGCAAUACGGUAACUAUGGAUCAGAAGAUCCUUCAACAGCAGUAUCAUUGUUUACCGAUGCCAAAAGUUCUCAUCAUUUAACGAUUCCGUUUGAGGACGAAUCGGGACCCGGUGGAAAGGUCAAAUUCUCAGUGACAUGUUAUUUUGCAAAGCAGUUUGAUGCUCUCCGGAAGAAAUGUUGUCCGAGUGAAGUCGAUUACAUGCGGUCUUUGAGCCGAUGCAAGAGAUGGAGCGCGCAAGGAGGGAAAAGCAACGUGUAUUUCGCAAAAUCGUUGGAUGAACGAUUCAUAAUCAAGCAAGUUACGAAAACUGAACUUGAAUCGUUCGAGGAAUUCGCACCGCAAUAUUUCAAGUACUUGACGGAUUCGCUCAACUCAGGAAGCCCAACUUGUCUUGCUAAAAUCGUCGGCAUUUAUCAGGUUACUGUGAAGCAUUUGAAGGGUGGGAAAGAAGCGAAAAUGCAUGUGAUGGUGAUGGAGAAUUUGUUUUACAAGAGAAAUAUAUGUCGGGUUUACGAUUUGAAGGGGUCGGCAAGGUCUCGUUAUAACUCAGAUAUGACAGGAACGAACAAAACACUGCUCGAUAUGAACUUAUUGGAGGCUUUACGAACGAAGCCCAUCUUUCUAGGAAGCAAAGCUAAGCGAAGCCUCGAAAGAGCUGUUUGGAAUGACACAUCUUUCUUAGCGUCAAUUGAUGUGAUGGAUUACUCGUUGCUUGUCGGAGUGGACGAAGAGAGUAAAGAAUUGGUUCUCGGAAUCAUCGAUUUCAUGAGACAAUACACAUGGGACAAACAGCUGGAGACAUGGGUGAAAGCAUCAGGCAUUCUGGGCGGACCCAAGAACGCUUCACCAACCAUCAUCUCUCCAAAACAGUACAAGAGAAGGUUCCGGAAAGCCAUGACCAGUUACUUUCUUACGGUACCAGAUCAAUGGUCAUCGUGAAACGUGGAUUCUCGUGUUUCGUUUUGAAGAGCAUCUUUUGCGUAAUAACGGUCAUUAGACAUCGAUUGGUUGAUUUGGGGUUGUUAAUGGAAAGCCAUCUUUGGGUAGAAUUUACCCUUUGAUUUGUUGUAUUUGUAUACAAAAUGAAAAGUAGCAGCAGCAGGGCAGAGGUUCUUGAUAUUUUUUUUUGUUCAAUGGAAAGAACCUGUACAUGUGAGGCUUCUGUGCCUGGAAAUUUCCUUCCACAUGAAAUAUUGCUGUAAGAUGCUCUCAUAAUUAAAUGCAAAAUUGCUUUGUUCAGCUACAUAAA
Cynara cardunculus var. scolymus (artichoke) is the source of this 6192-nucleotide messenger RNA. Its product is annotated as putative 1-phosphatidylinositol-3-phosphate 5-kinase FAB1C. Gene Ontology annotation, cellular component: endosome membrane. Gene Ontology annotation, molecular function: 1-phosphatidylinositol-3-phosphate 5-kinase activity; ATP binding. Gene Ontology annotation, biological process: phosphatidylinositol phosphate biosynthetic process. The record is from RefSeq and is a predicted model, not a curated record. NCBI's taxonomy places the organism in Eukaryota, Viridiplantae, Streptophyta, Magnoliopsida, Asterales, Asteraceae. Bases 1044 to 5882 code for a protein of 1612 amino acids. The transcript is spliced from 11 exons.